This is a messenger RNA of Rhinolophus ferrumequinum (greater horseshoe bat), 751 nucleotides long. RefSeq names its product chromosome 6 C14orf180 homolog (gene C6H14orf180). The transcript is spliced from 5 exons. The record is from RefSeq and is a predicted model, not a curated record. The coding region runs from base 165 to 623 and encodes 152 amino acids. Lineage: Eukaryota; Metazoa; Chordata; Mammalia; Chiroptera; Rhinolophidae.
GCCACCCAGGCCACUGCCCCUCAGCUGUAACGGAAUCUUCUCAGAUGGUCUGUGAGCUCCGGCAGCUCCGGUUCCCACUCCGCUCGAGGCUCUGAUCACCGGCAGGUGGGCAAGAUCACCCGGUGGUGCGGCCCCUGCGGGAGCCCAGGACCAUGCCACAGUAAAUGAGGACUGUAGCACAAGCCUUGAGCCCCAGCUCCCGGCCAGAGGCAGGACAUCAGGCCAGAAGGGAUGCGACGGCCACUCCAGGCUCACCGACGCCCAGAACAGGGAGGGAGGGCAACAGGGAGUGCCCCCCUUCGAUCCUGAGACUAAGCCGGCCGGAGCACUGCGGCCACGGGGCUGAGCCACAGAGGACCUCGAGGCAUGUGCGGUUCCACGAGCCCCUGGAGGUGGCCGUCCACUACAUCGCCGGCAGGGAGCCCACUGCCAUCGCCAAGGCGUCUGGCUGGCCCAGUGCCCCUGCUGUCUCCCUGCUCCUGCGGCUGUCUGUGUGCGCCCUGCUGUUGCUGGCGCUGGCGCUGUACUGUGGCCUCGAGGACCUCCGGGCCCGGCUCCUCGUCCUGGUCCUGCACCUACGACACGCAGCCCUCGCCUGCUGGCACUGCCUCCUACAGCUUUGAUGGGCACACGGGCACAGGAACCACGCCUCCAGCCCUGUGGCCCCCUGGCGGGCAGGGCUGCAAGGGCAAGCCCAGGGUGGGUCUGAGCGCCCUGGCAUGGAGCAACACAGGGUGAACUUGGGGACCAA